This is a messenger RNA of Oppiella nova, 669 nucleotides long. NCBI's taxonomy places the organism in Eukaryota, Metazoa, Arthropoda, Arachnida, Sarcoptiformes, Oppiidae. The record is from the annotation of a GenBank genome assembly.
GAAUUAAUUGUCGCUAAAAUGAAAAAAUAUUUUUUGACACUUUCAUUAUUUGUAAACGUAUGUUUGGCUGCAAAAAGUAAGUGUAAUAUGACUAUAGAGGAGGCGGACGUCUGUGCAAAGAAACUCAUGUUUAUCGGCGAUAGGGAUAACAUUAUUCCCACUAAUGACCAACAAAUGCAAACCUAUUGCAGUCGUAUGCAAGAGGGCAUCCGAUGUAUCCGACACUACGCCCGUUCAUGUCUGCCUCCAUUCCCGCAACAGGUGUUUGGAAUGUUUGCCUACGACUCCAAGACUGUACUCAGAAAACAAUGCAAAUUACCAAACGAUAGAUCAGAGUUCGUACGACACGUAUCAUGUUUUCUACCGAAGCCAGCGAUGGAACCGUUGCACCUCUGUAUGGAUCAGUUCAUUAUCUCACUGAAUGUCGUUAAAUCGAUGGACCCUGAUAUUAAAAUUCCUGGCGUCUGCUGUACUAACGACGUGUUGGACUUCACGUGCGGAAGGUAUGAAAGUGUGGAGAAAUGUGACAAAUAUAUGGACGCAAACGCGUGGAGUCAACUGAAAGACAACAAAAGUGCGGAACAAUUGGUGACUGAAAGAGCUCUACAGAAAUACUUUUCGCCCAUUCCUUCACUGGUGGCCGUCAUCACCAAUUAUGAGAUGCGAUGA